AUGAGGCAAUUUUCUGCCUUCAGGUUCCUCACACCACUACCUGCCAAUCUCGUGAAGCUUUAUCAGGACGGUGUUAUCCGCAGCGCACAGGAUGGCGAUGUGGCUGCCAUUUUUGGUGUAGGGUUCCCCCCAUUCACCGGAGGACCGAAGUUCCGGUAUGUCGAUCGCAUCGGAGUGAGCAAGUACGUCGACGAGCUCAACAGGCUUGCGGACAAGCAUGGUGCUCGCUUCAGUCCGGCUCCGCUGCUUGUGGACAUGGCAAAGCAGGGGAAGAAGUUCCACCAGUAA
Guillardia theta CCMP2712 is the source of this 288-nucleotide messenger RNA. RefSeq lists its product as hypothetical. Gene Ontology annotation, cellular component: mitochondrial fatty acid beta-oxidation multienzyme complex. Bases 1 to 288 code for a protein of 95 amino acids. The record is from RefSeq and is a predicted model, not a curated record. Gene Ontology annotation, biological process: fatty acid beta-oxidation. The transcript has 3 exons. Gene Ontology annotation, molecular function: long-chain (3S)-3-hydroxyacyl-CoA dehydrogenase (NAD+) activity; enoyl-CoA hydratase activity. Lineage: Eukaryota; Cryptophyceae; Pyrenomonadales; Geminigeraceae.